CCUCUCUGACUCCAGCAUCAGCAUCACUGUGUGAUGCAUCACCACUGUGUGAUGCUGCCAUCAUAACCCGGAGAACAAAUUCCCCGUUUAACGAUCGUGAAGGGGGAUUCGUCGUAUAUUUUGUGAAUGGUUAUUAUUAUGGUCGGCUGCAUUCAUUUGUAAGUACCAACCAGGCCUAUAUAUAAUGUGUUACUGGAUGCGACCCCAUUCAGACACAUAAUAGACCACACGACUCGUUUGCUUGGCUGUUGCUAUUUUUAUAUUUUGGGCUUGUGCGCAAAUCUUUGAGGGUGAAUAAUACAUUUCUCUCUUUCAGUCGGAGGUUUUUUUUCCAAGGACAUCCAUCAGUGAGCCACACGGUGCUGCAGAGAUGUGGGACGCAGCCUCUUUCUGUUUUUGAUGCUGAUGCUGAUGAGUUCAUAUUAGAGUUAUAAUCGGUCAUAUCUGGGUUCAAGCUCUCUGCUGCUCUCUCGGUUCAUAAGGAUGCGACGUCAUGACUCGAUCGCUGCUGCCUCGCUGCCAGAUGUUGCAGAUGUGCUGCAGCUGCACAGAUAGACGCUCCUCUUGCUCUCGCUGCUGUUUUUUUGGGAGGAUGCUUCUGUAAGUCCUCGCUUUGUGCUCGGUGCAGAUCGCAUUCAUAUUUCUUUUUGCGUAAAAUGAUACCUGGAUCUGCCGCAUCAAUGCUGCCGUCUGCAGAAGCUGCGAAACUGUACCAGACCAAUUACGUCCGCAACUCGCGUAUGAUCGGACUCCUCUGGGCCAUCUUCACCAUCCUGUUCGGCAUCGUUAACGUGAUCAUCUUCUCGCAGCCCUACUGGAUCGGAGAUGGCGUGGACACUCCGCAGGCCGGAUACUUCGGCCUCUUCCACUUCUGCUCCGGAGACGGCAUCGCCAGAGAGCUGGACUGUCAGGGCAGCUUCACGGAGUUCGCUGCGAUCCCCUCCACCGCCUUCAAGGCCGCCUCCUUCCUCAUCGGGAUGUCCAUGAUGCUGGUCUGCUGCUGCAUCGGCUGCUUCAGCCUCUUCUUCCUCCUCAGCACCUCCACCGUGUACAAGAUCUGCGGCUGGAUGCAGGCAGCAUCAGGUGUCUGUCUGGUGCUGGGUUGUAUGAUCUAUCCUGAUGGUUGGGACAGCGACGAGGUCCGGCGGAUGUGCGGAGAGCAGACGGACAAAUACAGCCUGGGGGCCUGCUCGGUGCGUUGGGCCUACAUCUUGGCUAUUAUGGGCAUCCUGGACGCCCUCAUCCUCUCCUUCCUGGCCUUCGUCCUGGGGAACCGGCAGGACGGACUCAUGACAGAAGAGCUGCUGGCUGAGAGCAAGGAGGGAGGCAACGCCUAACUUAAUCUUUAGGUUCCUGAAUUUCCAUGUGUCUGUUUUCAUGAAGUACCAGUCAACCCUCAACAUCAGCCCGGAGGAGAGGGGCCAUCCAGGUCUGUGACGGAGAGGAAUACUAUGGAACCAGCCAGCCUGCCUUUCAUAUCUACCUGCCAAAAACCCAGUGUACAAACCCACCCUCAGAGUCCAUCCGUUUUGCUUGCAGACCUUAAAUCAUCCCCAGCAUUUAGAUGGAGCCCAAUGCACUUUUAUCCCAGUGUGUCUACAGACCUAACCCUUGCACAACAUAACAUAGACCAUGGCAGGGGCAGAGACUGUUAUUCUAUUGAGACGUACAGUAUAUGGACUACCGACUACCUACCUGAGAAGGCACAGGGUUGACAUUGUACACCUGCAGUACGAGCACAGACACACACACACACACAUACACACACAGACACACACACGCACUCACACACGCACAAACACAACUCAACGCACUACACAGUACAUUCAAACAAAACUCUGUAAUUACAAGUAUUAAACUAUGUUAACACUUAGCCGUGUGUACCACCGUCAGAAUGUGUGUCAUGUUUUAUUUGUGAAAAGAAGAAACUCUGCUUCUCAUUUUCAGAUAAUAUCGGGUUGAUGUAAAUCUAUUGUGUUUCAUUUGUAAAGUUUGACAAUGAAA
This is a messenger RNA of Sebastes umbrosus (honeycomb rockfish), 2004 nucleotides long. Its product is annotated as LHFPL tetraspan subfamily member 3 protein-like. The transcript is spliced from 4 exons. Gene Ontology annotation, cellular component: plasma membrane. The coding region runs from base 657 to 1337 and encodes 226 amino acids. The record is from RefSeq and is a predicted model, not a curated record. Lineage: Eukaryota; Metazoa; Chordata; Actinopteri; Perciformes; Sebastidae. Gene Ontology annotation, biological process: sensory perception of sound.